AUGAGUGGACAAAAAUUAACUGUAACAUAUUGUGAUGAAUAUGAAGUUUGGCCGUUAAUUGCAGAUGACUUGAGUUCUCGACUUCCACUUCGCCAUCUAAAAUGGCAACCGUCCAGUCAACGUGCUGAAUGCAUUAUUCCUUUAUUAGAAGUCGAUUUGAAACGGUUCACAAUCGAUCCUACACCACCAUCUCUAACAGCUACACAAACUGUUUAUUUAAAUUUAUAUUUUGUAACUUGCGAUGAUAAUGAAGUCUAUAAAUCAAAAAUUAGAAAGAAUAUUCGUCAAUGGGUUGAAAUGAUGCAAACGAAAAAGAAUCAAGAGUGGUUAAUUGUUUAUGUAGCAGAUACAGAAGCGAAACGUUCAAAUAAUUAUUUAGGUUUAAAAUCCUCUAUCUAUGAUAAAAUCAAAACAGAUUUUAAUCCACCUAAACAAGAUAGAUGUGCUUAUAUUCGUAAAAAGGAUCCAGAAGGCCCGCAGUCCGAGCUUUGGUCGUCGUUUAUUGAGAAAAUGAAAGAAUGUAUUUUAUCCAGCUUCGACAUGCAAGUCCUUCAAAUACAAGAAGACACAAGACGUUUAGACAUGCAGCGGCAUAUGCCUGGUUGGAAUUACUGUACCUUUUUCAUUCUUAAGGAAGGGCUUGCACAAGCUUAUGAAAUCAUGACUCUCUAUGAAGAUGCUCUCAUCCAAUAUGAUGAACUCGAAGCCUCCUUUUUUCAAGUCUUGCGUGAUAAGGCAUUAGCUUGGUUUGGUCACUUUGGCGGUACAGAUGCUUAUGACGAUAGUGGUAAUAUCCUCGACUUUAAGCGCAAAAACUACCGCGAUCUAAUCAACAAGAACAUUAUCUCGGUCUUUGAUUUUAGGAGCUAUCUAUUUGCAAGGCAAUGCCGUAUGUUGAUUAAGUUACAAAGGGUAGUAGAGAUGUUAGCACGUGCUCAACUGUUUAUUACAUCCUUUAUACCAUCCAUUCGUGAAAAUGCCUUGCCGGAGCAUUUUUUAGAGUCUUGGGUAUUCUCGGCUUGUAUGAAUGUUGUGAACGAAUGUGAACCAUUAGGGGAAGACGACAAGGCAUAUCAUGCAGUCAAAGCAGAUCUAUUGUUGACUGCACGACGUCAGCUUGAUAAGUUAGGAGUUAAAUGGGGUCAUUUGCCAAACACAGAGCCAUUUUCAAUUUAUAUGACAGAGGAUAACUCAGAGAAUAACGACAAAAUAGCUAUCACCAACCCCAAGUUAUUAGAAGCGAUGGCCUCGCUUGAGGCCUUUGAUAAAGCCUAUAUGGGACUAAGCACCCGCGUCAUCAAAUGCUAUGAUCAAAGCAAUCGUGCCCGAGCUGCUCUUUCUGUACAUGGUGACAUUGCGGCUUUAAAGUAUGUACGUGGGAAAGAUGAAGAGUGUGUUCGAAUUUUUGAAUCUAUGAUUUGGCGGUAUGGAGAAGAUGGUUGGAAUGCAAUUGAAAACAGUUUGCUGAUUAAGUGUGCGGAUGCUCAACGACGUUUAGGACGCAUUGAUCAGUAUGUGGAAUCAGUUUUGGCUCUAUUGAAAAAUAGUCAAGAUUCAGAAACAGCUGAACAUUAUACGAAUGAGAUGUUGACUAAUGUAAUCAAGUUGGAUAAAAUUAUUAAAAGACCCUUUGAGCCAAUUUUUGAAAUCUCUGUUAUUUCAAUUAUUGAUGGAAUAUCAGUUCCUAGUACAAGUGUGGAAGUGUGUAUCUAUAACCGCUUGCCUAAGAAAAUAUAUUAUGAUACUAUUUCAUUAAGAUUAGUAGGCAGUGAUCCUGAACAAAUUUGGUUUACAACUGCUAAUCAAGAUUUAUUACCCGGAAAAAAUACCUUUUUAUUAACAAGCAAGGUAUCAACAUCUGGUAAUUAUGUUGUAGAAAUGUGUGAAAUGGAAAUAGGAAAGCUUGUAUUUAGUCACAACUUCCUUCGUCCUGGACAAAAGAAACGUGUAAUGCGAUUAAAUCAUGAUAUAAAUCAACUUUAUUUGUCUCUACAACAACCUUGUGAUGUAUGUUUAGGAGAAAGACAGAAAAUAUCAGUUCAAAUAGAUAGUCGAACAUGUCAUGUCAAACAAGGUGUUCUAUUACUAGAGCCCCAAACAGAAGGUAUGGAAAUCAUUCGUACAAAUCAAGUAAAGGGUAUUUUGCGACAUAAUGAAGAAGAGCAAAAAGAGAUUGAAUUGAAGAUGUCAGAAACAACUGGGGAAAUUACUUUGCCUGAACUUUAUCCUCUUGACCAAUUAGAAGUUUUUGUCAAAUAUGAUGGCCCGUAUACAGAAUUUGAUUAUAGGAUAAAGUCAACUGUCACAUAUGAAUCAAAAGAGGAUAAGGAAUGUAAAUUUAUCUCUUCAGACUAUGUAAGAGUCACCAUGCCUUUACUUGUAACUGAAUCCACUAUAUUUAGAGAAAAUUGUAUAUUUUUAAAAGUAGAGCUUGCUUGUAAUGGUGAUUUACCUGUGCGUAUUCUUGGAGCGUUUGCAAAACCAUCUACUUUUUAUGUAGUCGAAAGUCAAUCAGAAAUGAAACAAUGCGAUUUGACACUAUUUCCUCGACAAACAGUAACAUUCAUUUAUAAACUUUUGAAAAGGGAAGAUGAAGAUGACAUAAAAGACGUCAAUUCUAAAAUAUAUUUCAGUGUUAAAUAUCGAACUCUAAAGAAUGAGGUUGAAAAUAGUUUACAGAUCAUGUUGAAGGAGAAAUUGAAAGCAUUUGAUUUGGAUCAACAUACACCUUAUGUAUUUCAAAAGAUAAAGGAGGCAUUUUUAGACUCUGUAGAUUAUUCAAGUUAUGGAUUAACAGAUGUAGUUCACUUGGAUAACUUUGAUGUUGAAUUAUGUGAAUCCUUUUUAUUAAAUAGAGACCUCAAGACAAAAGUACAAUUAUUAGACUUGAUAGAAGACUUUUUCGAGCAAAAUGUGGCUAUUACAAUGCAACAAAUUAAACAAAAAUACCAUCAUCCACCAAUUUAUUCCAUCACAUUCCCACUUGAAGUUCCUACAAAAAAGAUCAUACAUACAGCUGAGCUUAUUCUUUCUGUUGAAAAAGAUUUACUUGUAUCUGAAGCUUGUUCCUGUACAUUACGUAUCAAACAACUUACAUAUUGGGAUCCAUCACCCAGUGAGUCCUAUUACUAUUAUGACAUUGAUGUAGAUUAUGAUAAUUGGUUACUGAGUGGUAAAAGAAGACUUCGGUUUUUAUCUAAACCCGGUCAAAUCAUGGAUUUCCCUAUAAAGCUAAUUCCUUUAAAGACGGGUAACUUAUUGUUACCUAAUAUACGUGUCUCUUCUGUAUCACCAGACAUCUUUGCAUCUACUAUCUAUGUCAACAGUGCACAACAAAUCUUGGUAAAGCCUAAAUCAAAGACAGCAACAUUCUUUGUAGAGCAGCAACAGAGAUUUGUUCAACAACAACAAAAUAUGUAUAAUAAUGGGUUACCAAUUGUUAUUGAAAAAUAA
Molecule: messenger RNA, 3453 nt
Organism: Cokeromyces recurvatus
Lineage: Eukaryota; Fungi; Mucoromycota; Mucoromycetes; Mucorales; Mucoraceae
Product: trafficking protein particle complex subunit 10
Exons: 11
Coding region: 1-3453 (1150 amino acids)
Biological process (GO): intra-Golgi vesicle-mediated transport; early endosome to Golgi transport
Cellular component (GO): TRAPPII protein complex
Source: RefSeq, a predicted model, not a curated record